Messenger RNA from Varanus komodoensis (Komodo dragon), 2850 nucleotides. RefSeq names its product death domain containing 1 (gene DTHD1). Gene Ontology annotation, molecular function: protein binding. The coding region runs from base 1 to 2850 and encodes 949 amino acids. Gene Ontology annotation, biological process: signal transduction. NCBI's taxonomy places the organism in Eukaryota, Metazoa, Chordata, Lepidosauria, Squamata, Varanidae. The record is from RefSeq and is a predicted model, not a curated record. The transcript has 11 exons.
AUGGAAGUCACAGAAGCUGUCACUGAGGAUCCAAAUCAAAUUCUGGAACAGAUCUGGCACCUCAACCUAACUUUAGGAGAAACUCUUAAAAGUGAAUGUCAAGAGAAUGAGAGUUUAGAGUAUGUUCCAGAACUGAUUGCUCUCCUUCUGGACUUGGUCAAAGCCCUCAGCCAACAACUGGAGCACACAGCUAAGAUUCUUCACAAUACCUACAAGCUACUGAACACACUCCAUGGUCAAGACUGGCAACAAGGUAAGUCUCCAACUGAAGGUUUCCUUGCAGAUUGGCUUCUGAAAUUAAGUAAGCACACAGUACAUGCUGUUGGACAAUUUGGAGACUCACAAAAUGAACUGCUUGAACUGAGCAGUAGAAAAGUGGAUCGAGGUCAGCAGAUCCUGUGUGCAUCUGAAACAUGUGAGUGCGAUGCUGGCAGAAAAGAAGUACAUGAUGUGCAGGUAGCACCAUGUACAAGUCAGCCAUCCUGUGAACCUUUCCCCAUGCAUGAGGAGGAACAAAAAAACCAGCUAAGAGGAAACAACGUGCUAGAAAUGGAAACAAUUCUAUCCUUCCCUGAAAAAUUACCUGGCAAAGAAGAGGAGUUUCCAGUACUCAUGACAAAUGAAAAUCAAAGUAUACCAGAGAAAUCAAUUGCAAUGCAAAGUCAGAACAAUGGCAUGGGAUCUCAUUCAGUGACACCUUCAGCCAAGAAACUUUCGGAAAACAUAGAUUUGGGCGACAUUCCAGGCAACCAUGGAAAAAAGGCAAUUCUGUCCAGAGAGGUGGAAAAUAGCAGUGAAAACCAGCUGCAGAUGCAUCCCAAUGAAGAAAAGCAGGCAGAAAAUGGGAAUAGCAGGCUGGGAGUGAAGCCAAGGAGGAGAUGUAAAGGUGUCAAUCAGAAGGAGAAAAGUAAUGAAAGUGCCGAAAGCAACUCGGAAAGUUCUACAAGGUCAGAAGAGUUAGUUAAAAACAAUCCCACCAACCUGUCCACCAGUAAGCCGGAGGAAGAGGACAAUGGAAGUGUCGUGAUGAGCAAAGAAUUUCUCAUGGAAGUGAGCAGUCAGAGUGAACCUGAAGUGGCUUGUGCAAUUACUGCCCCUUGUAACAUCCUAGAAAAUCUUGCAAUCACGGUUGUCAAUUAUUUAAGUUCCUUGGUGGUGGAUAAUGCAGAAGAACUGGUCAGCAAUGUCAUCUGUGUUGAGCAUAUCAACCAACCAACCGUUUCUCCAAUCACCCUCACCAUACCAUUUACUUCACGCUACAGAGGGAUGUACAAAGAUAUUAUGGUGAAGAUGACUGACACAAACUUUAAGUCAAGUUAUUUAACUCCAGUCUCUUUGGAAGGAUACCAAGGAAACCACAAGGGGACUUUUGCUGAGGUGAAAACCUGCCAGCUUGGCUUUUUUUGUGUGGUUUCAUGCUUAAAGAAGGAGACGUUGACCAUUCCACGGAAAGGUCUCUCGCGAAAACUAAGCAUGGACUGCAGAAUUUCCUUUUGCUAUCCACCAUCCACUUUCAAUUCCCGGGUGACAAUGCACCUAAAGGUGCAACCAAUUGAGCCAUCGACAAUAUCUUUGUUAAAAACCAAGCAUGAGACAUAUUAUUCUGUAGUGUCGACAAGCCCUCUGGUGUAUCUGCAAUAUUGUUCAUCCCAGCCGUUCAACAAAUCCAUCACAGUUAUUCUGCCUUGUCCCCCAAACCAAGAGAAGAAGAGGGAGAGCGAGGAGACAGACCGAGAGAGAACAACUAGUGCUUCUAUACACAGGGUUUCAGCAGUGCAUCAUUUUCGAGCAAUGAGUGCCUCCCCAAGAAAACAUGGUGAGAAUCUCAGUGAAUCUUUAAAAUUACUGGGAUACAGAAAUAAAGAAGAGGGAUGGGUGCUAUUGGAUGACAUCACAGUGAGAAAUGCACGGAAUGGCCUCGUGUCAUUUGAAUUAGAUGAGCACUUAGACAGCUUUAUUAUCAUUCGACUGUCAUCGCCUAUGGACAACACACAUCUGCUUCAAUUUAUUCAGAAUCUGGAGCAGGCCAUCUACAACACCAUGGUGAAAGUGGUUUUAUAUCAGCAAAAAGAAAAUCCCUACAAGAUAGUUGUCUUACUGGUUCCAUCCAAGGAAUUGAACUUGGAGCUGCAGAGUCUGCGUGAAGAGGGAUACUUUGGCCCUCCAGAACCCUCUCAGCAGUUCAGCAUGAGAGAAGGAGAACAGGUUCAUUUUAGAUUUAGUGGAAAUAUUUUUGCUUCAGAUGAUGGGAUAGCCUUUGGAAAAACCUACAAGCUUACUUUUCAUGCACAAAGGAAGCCAAGGCUUGCCCUCCAAAUCAAGGAAGUGGAUGAAUUUGGCAACUACAGUUCACCCCAUUACAAGGGAACGGCCUUGUUUUACAAAGUGAGCAAAGAUAACAUCGCCAAGAACUCGGAACACCCACACGAGCUGGAUGAUUACCAGCCUCAGGCCCUCCUCUGCAAGCUGUCCCUAACCUUGCCAAAGAAGGAAAAGCUGAUCAGCCGCCCACAAAGCACAAAAAGAACCUCAUCCAAUGCAUCAGAGGCAAUGUGGGACAACGUACUGUACUGGCUGGCACAAGAGCUGUCAGAAGAUAACGCUUCAUGCCUCGCGCUCUCUCUGCCUCUCCACCGAAGCACCCUUCAGCUUAUUAAACUGAAGUGCCCCGAUAAUCUCACAGAGCAGAUCUAUGAACUCCUGUGCUUUUGGAGAAGGAAUCUUCCCAGAUCAGCUGACAAGCUCCAGCUCCUCUCCCGCUAUCUCUGUAAGAGCGGCCGAAGCGAUCUCGUGGAAGAUCUGUACUUCAAGUGGAAAAACAAAGCCUUUGGGAGAAAAAUCUAUGGAUAG